CGUGCAUCUGCGGUGAGUGGCUCAUUCUAACGCGGCAGCAUGUGGCAGCUGCUGUCCCCAAUGAUUCUGUUCCUUCUAGUUUCUGCUGGACCGCGAGCUGCAGAACGCCCAAAGGCCAUGGUGGUCCUAGAACCUGAAUGGACUAGGAUCCUCACCUGGGACAGAGUGACGCUGAGGUGCCAGGGGCCCUACGGCCCUGGGGACCCUCCCACACAGUGGUGGCACAAUGGGAGCCUCAUCUCACAUCAGGCCUCCAGCUACGACAUCACAGCUGCCAGGCUUGAAGACAGCGGCGAGUACAAGUGCCAGACAAACCUCUCCAAAGCCAGUGACCCCGUGCAGCUAGAGGUGCACGCGACUUGGUUGCUGCUCCAGGCCCCUCGCUGGGUGUUCCAGGAGGGGGAGACCAUUCGGCUGAGGUGCCACAGCUGGCAGAACAAGAAGGUAUGGAAGGUCCAAUAUUUCCAGGACGGAAGAGGCAAGAGGUUUUUUCACAGCAAUUCCGAGUUCCACAUUCCCAAAGCAACACGCAAACACAGCGGCUCCUACUUCUGCAGGGGGAUUAUUGGGACAAAAAAUGAGUCGUCGGAGGCUGUGGACAUCACCGUUCAAGGGCCCCCGAUUCCAUCCACCUCAACGCUCCUUCCACAUUGGUACCAGAUCGCUUUCUUCCUGGUGCUAGUGCUCCUGUAUGCGGUGGUCACGGGGCUCUUCCUCGUUGUGCAGAGAGACCUUCGAAGGUCAAUGGAGACGGGCAAGGACAGAAAAGUCACGUGGAGUCGCGACCCGCAGGACAAACUGGAGCAAUAAAACCAGCACCUCGGAACCUCUCUCUGGAUUCCCAGCCCCACCACCUCCAGCAGGCGGCUCAGGGGCAGCGCCUAGGGGGAGGGUCCUUCGCUCCACUCCGCUGUCUCUGGGUCUCCGCUGGAAAGGAAGGGCUGGCGACCUUCAGGUGCCAACAGUGAUGCCCCAGUGAGUAUCAGAACUGAAGUCUCAGAACCACACAGAUGCUUUCUCUACACGACCACCCUGUCACAGCAAUGCGACAAUGCGGACUCUGGAUGGUGACCGAACCCAUGAACAUUGUUCUUAAGUAACCGAAUCCAUAGAUAAGAGCAUUACGGCCUGGCUGAUGGUCUACAUUUGCUGCUGCGGGGGCGGCUGCCUUUGGGGCAGAUCGUGGGGGCUGUGGGGGGGUCUGGGGAGACGGCAGAAUCAGGGAAGUAGGUGGCCGAGAAAGAGCAUGGCAGUCCAAAACAGACCAGAGAAGACCCCUGUCUUCCUAGAACAUGAGUCGUGGUGUGGGUAGCAGAAAAAUCACACGGGUGAUGUAGAAUUGAGUUUUUCAGGAGACCCAUGCCAGAUUUGGGGUGGUUUAUGAGAAUAUAAUGAUGGACCCUCUUGACAUCAUGCGUAGAACAUAGUCCUGGAAGGGGGUUGGGUGAAUCAUGGUCCUGGAAGGGGGUUGGGGAUUGGCGGGCCUUGGAAAAGAAAGGACAGAGCAAUCCCUAUGUCUGUAGGAAGGGGGACAGCAUUGUGGUCCCAAAUGAAGCUCAGUAAACAGCGAUAUCCCGGUCGGAACUGAGAGAGCACUGCAGGAAAGAGUCCACUACAGCGCCCAAGAGACAGGACCCUUGGCCAGGAUAAGCACAGUUGGAGAGAGGAGAGGCAGGCACGGUUGAAUCAGCUUUCUGCUUCCGUAUCUAAUUCAGGUACAGCUUUGCUUGUUAUCACUCAGCAAACAAAUACAGGCUAAGUGAUACUCUUGCACUCAACUCUGCUGAGUUAAACUAGGAAAGUUUGAAAUCCCUCGGCCUGUCGGUGACAGUGGAGUGAGGGUGGGGUCGGGAGCACUGCUUGUAGAAGAAACCUUAGCGACCUAUCUCUGUAUUAGCAGCUCUAAGCACACGUUUCUUGAUUCCAAUAAAGCAUUUCACAAGCUCUUG
Suricata suricatta (meerkat) is the source of this 1949-nucleotide messenger RNA. RefSeq names its product low affinity immunoglobulin gamma Fc region receptor III-B-like. The coding region runs from base 40 to 810 and encodes 256 amino acids. Gene Ontology annotation, molecular function: transmembrane signaling receptor activity. Gene Ontology annotation, biological process: regulation of immune response; cell surface receptor signaling pathway. NCBI's taxonomy places the organism in Eukaryota, Metazoa, Chordata, Mammalia, Carnivora, Herpestidae. The record is from RefSeq and is a predicted model, not a curated record. The transcript is spliced from 5 exons.